Messenger RNA from Vigna angularis (adzuki bean), 1286 nucleotides. Its product is annotated as probable aldo-keto reductase 1. The transcript is spliced from 7 exons. The record is from RefSeq and is a predicted model, not a curated record. NCBI's taxonomy places the organism in Eukaryota, Viridiplantae, Streptophyta, Magnoliopsida, Fabales, Fabaceae. Bases 112 to 1131 code for a protein of 339 amino acids. Gene Ontology annotation, cellular component: cytoplasm.
GUUGAAGUAAAUAAGAAGAGUUAGGUUCACCAACCACAUAGCACUAACAGGUGAAGACUAAUAGAAGAAAGGAAGAGAGUGAGUUGGAUAAUUGGUAGAGGAACAAAAAACAUGGCAAAUAUUCAAAGAGUGAAGCUUGGAAGCCAAGGCCUGGAGGUUUCCAAGUUAGGAUUUGGGUGUAUGGGCCUAACUGGAGUGUACAAUGAUCCUGUUCCUGAAGAGGUUGGCAUAUCUAUAAUCAAAUACGCUUUCAGCAAAGGGAUCACUUUCUUUGAUACUUCAGAUGUUUAUGGACCACGAAUCAAUGAAGUUUUGGUCGGAAAGGCGCUCAGGGACUUGCCUCGAGAUCAGAUUCAGAUUGCCACAAAGUUUGGGAUCGUAAAAAUGGUUUCUAAUAAUGUGAUAGUGGACGGUUCUCCUGAAUACGUUCGAUCCUGUUGCGAGGGUAGCCUCCAACGCCUUGGUGUCAGCUACAUUGAUCUGUAUUAUCAGCACCGUGUUGACACCUCAGUACCAAUUGAGGACACUAUGGGUGAGCUCAAAAAGCUGGUCCAAGAGGGAAAGAUAAGGUACAUAGGAUUGUCGGAAGCAAGCCCUGACACAAUUAGGAGGGCACAUGCUGUUCAUCCCAUCACUGCUCUGCAAAUGGAGUGGUCCCUUUGGACUCGUGAAAUUGAGCAAGAUAUUGUUCCACUUUGCAGGGAGCUUGGAAUUGGAAUAGUGCCAUAUAGUCCACUUGGCCGUGGGUUUUUUGGUGGCAAGGCUGUCACGGAAAGUAUACCUGCAAACAGUUUUCUGGCAUUCCAACCAAGGUUACAAGGGGAGAACUUUGACAAGAACAAAAUCAUAUAUUCUAGGGUAGAAAAGUUGGCAGAGAAGCACGGAUGUACAUCUUCACAACUUGCUCUCGCAUGGAUUCUUGGUCAAGGAGAUGAUGUAGUACCCAUUCCCGGAACAACCAAGAUAAAAAAUCUUGAUAGUAAUAUCGGUUCAUUUGAAGUGAAGCUGAGCAAAGAUGAUAUAGACGAGAUAACAGAUGCUGUACCAAUAUCUGAGGUAGCAGGGAAUCGCACUACUGAUGCAUUUUUUAGAUGUUCAUGGAAGUUUGCUGAUACCCCACCAAAACCUUAACUACUUCCUGCUAUCCUUGUAUGCCUCCCAAUGGCAAAACCAUGUUGUCUUCUUAAUCAUGAUCAUGUUAUUAAAUCAUCAGACUGUGUCACAUGUAUUACGGUUAAUCGUUACAUCUGAGGUAACCUCUGUUUUUGAGUUUAAAUUUUUUAUUA